Messenger RNA from Scleropages formosus (Asian bonytongue), 3226 nucleotides. RefSeq lists its product as uncharacterized. Bases 387 to 1895 code for a protein of 502 amino acids. The record is from RefSeq and is a predicted model, not a curated record. Gene Ontology annotation, biological process: regulation of transcription by RNA polymerase II. Gene Ontology annotation, cellular component: nucleus. Lineage: Eukaryota; Metazoa; Chordata; Actinopteri; Osteoglossiformes; Osteoglossidae. Gene Ontology annotation, molecular function: DNA-binding transcription activator activity, RNA polymerase II-specific; RNA polymerase II transcription regulatory region sequence-specific DNA binding. The transcript is spliced from 5 exons.
ACAACUCCGCGGUAGCGGUUUGGUGUCCUUCCUCUCCGUGUGAUCAAAUAGUCCUUCGUAAACAAAGAAAGACGAAAUGCGUCGUUAUUUAGGUUUGCAGUACACGAUACCAAAAUAUUUGGCGAGGACACUCGCGACUUCGCAGACGACGUCUAGAUAAUCCAACACAGUGGACCGGAGUAAUUCCUCGAGUUAUGGAGCUUUAACUCUGCACAACCGCGCGACCUCACAAUUGCUGUGCUUUGCAUCGCAACGCACUUCUGCCAAACGGAAUCUUCUUGCAAGAAUGGAGUCUAAUAAUGUUGCCCCAACUCUGUCCUUCAUGGUUCAUCUUGAACAUUCUCACACGUUACAUACGUUUGACCUUCUGAAUCGAAACAGAAGAAAUGAUGGCGACAUCGAUUCCUCUCUGGAAGACUCCCCUCGACUGCCCGGUAGACCCCCUCGUUCUCUCUCCCCUACAGGCUAGCCGUAGCCAAUCACAGGAAGGAAGGGGGGAGGAGUCAGACAAGAGUCAGCACUUAAUUGGUGAUGAUCUCACUGACUGGAUGACGGAAAAAGUUGAUUUCUCCUCUUACCUCCCCACCUCUCACUCCUCUCCCAGUGCAUCCCUUCCCCCUUCACCUCCUCAACAUGACGUCCAGGUGCCCUCUGACUUGGAGGUGAUGACCUCUUUAUUACAAGAAGAGCUUGCACAACUGGAGGAUUACUUCCUGUCCGAUGCAACCCCAAAGAAAGUGGAGAAAUUGGAGAGAUGUGACCGAGUCACCCCAGAAACGGGUACCCAGUCUUACUACCCGUUGCCCUACGCUUCGUACAGCUCUAGCCAAUCAGAAUCUGGUCCACUUCUUGUUACCCUGGCAACUGGGGAGCUCGACCUACUGAGCUUUUGUGGAGGCCCCAUUGGCCGAUGCAAGACACCUAGACCCGCCCCUUACAAUUGCACUCGCCCCAAUAGCAAUAAUCGUAGAAGAGUUUCUGAUGGCGCAAGGGUGGCAGAUGGAUUGGAAAGUAAUAAUAUUUGGAGUUCCAAAGAAAAUAACUCAGGUAGCCCAGAGCAGGCUGUUAACUACUUUGGUGUUGAGAAUGAAAAGGUUUUCGGAAAAGGGUACUGUGUUGGGAGUGAAGUCAAGACUGGAGACUGUAUGGUAACUUUGAAAGAGGAAGAUGCUUACUGUUUCAACGGGGAUGUUGCUAGUGAAGAGAAAAUGAUAGGAGGAUAUUGUCUUGGUGGGUCCCUAGACAUACCUUGCAAGAGAGAGAACCAAUUGGUUUGUAGUUUGAGUGAAGUUUGUGGCAGUCAUGGUAGCACAGAUUUAAAAACAUCACAGGGUGACCAAGAUGGUGAUGGGACUGAAAUUGCUGGUAGGGGGAUGGAGCCAGACCAGAGUUGUUUUCUUCAGGCCACCAGCCCUGUAGAGUCCUUCCAUGGCUUCCUGGGUCCCGCAGGGGGUCAGAUAAGAGCUGGUGUUCAUGAGCCAGGGUGCCGGCCUGGAGACUUCUCCGAUUUCCUUGGGGACACCAGCCCAGAGUGCCUGCCAGGUGAAGGUGGGAGGGAGCUGAAGCAAGGUUUAGCUGGCCACAGGUCAGCUCCAACCCUGGAAGGAGAGCUUUGCACUGUCAAACUGGAAAUGGAUACCCCCGUGGAUGCUAGUCACAGAGAGCGGAAACAGAAGAAACGCGACCAGAACAAAACUGCGGCUCACAGGUACCGCCAGCGCAAGAGGGCGGAGCUGGACUCCCUGGAGGAGGAGCUACAUGGGCUGGAGGGGCGGAACAGGGAGCUGCGAGACAAGGCAGAGUCUGUGGAACGGGAGAUCCAGUACGUCAAAGAUCUACUCAUUGAGGUGUACAAAGCUCGCAGUCAGCGUUUAAAACAAGAAACCACCACCUGAUGUAAAGCCCCUUUCUGCCAGCACCAAUACCCAGCCACACAGGAGGCCACGUGCUUAAAUUAAUCAAUUGGGUGAUGAUGGCAGGCUGUUAACUAUUUUGUUGAAGUUACUGUUACACAUUUUAAAAGCCUGCAUUUUUCAGCACUUCAUAGAUUGUGUUGAUUGUUACAGAAAGGAAAAGUUGAUGUCCCUCAGCACUGUGAAAAGAAAAUCAACUUUUGUAAAUGUCCUCUACUCUGGUGACAAUCGUGACAAUAUAGCGAUAAAAAGUUGUUCCUCCAGCACUUGAAAGAAAUUAAAUUUUGUGACACCUAAGCUUCAGAGCAGACAGUAAUAGGCUUUAUUUAUUUAUUUAUUUAUUUAUUUAUUUAUUUAUUUAUUUAUUUUAGUUUGACAAUCCUGUUUCAUCAAUGGUCUUUUGUUUGCCUUGCGAAGUUGGUUUUUUCAUUCUACAGACUGAAUCUCUUUAGAUGCUUCAUUUGGGUGUUCUACAACUAACUUGCCAUGCCAUCAGUCUCUCCAGUGCUUGAAAUUAUAUUUAAUAUAUGAAUACAGGAAAUGCAGUCACCAUACAGGAAUGUGUGUAUUGUAUUCAGGAAGUGUUCAUGUGCUGGCAUUUUCUUUGUUGAUUAUUACUUCCCUUUAAAGGGAAGUUAUGUUUUUAACGUAAUCAUUCAUCCUUUCCCCUUGUUCUGCUGCAAAAACAGACAAAAGCAUGGCUUAAACCCUAGAAGCAUGUGUAUUUUAAAUCAGUAAGAAUGUGUGUGAACCACUUAGACUUAGUGCAUGGAUUAUUAGCAUGACUUUAGCUGACAUUUUUUUUUAUUUUUAUUUUAUAUCCUCGCCUCCUAAGUGAUACUGUUGGUUUGUGUAAGGAGAAAUGAUUGCUUCAGUCUAUUUAUUCUCCUAGAGAUGGUCUUGUCCCACAGUUAGCUGCUUUUAUUCUGCUUUAUCCACCUGCUGUAUUUGCGAAAAACAAUCACUUCACUAUUUUCGUAGCUGUGGUGUCUGUAGGGCAUUUUUUGUUACAAAGAUUUUUAUAUUGUUAAUUUAUUCAUUAGAGUGUUUGACAGCUUGUGAUAUUCUGCCAAUGAAUCUAUGUGUCUGCAAUGUACUGUUCUUAAAUUUGUCAAUGUUAAUGUUUUGGAUUAGAAGUACAAUGUCUUAUUCCCAAGACUGAUUUAACUGAUGCAAAUAAAUCAAAUUUAAUUUUAACUCUCAUCAUAUUCCUUCCUAUAGUUAUAAAUAUGAACUUUUUAUUUUGAAAAUUAGUUUCAGAAGUAAAUUCUUAAACUGGUAAAAUGUAGAUGGGGGGGGGGGGGGGGAAACUU